AUGAUGAAUUCGCUAGUGAUAUAAUCAACCUUCGCAUGAAAACCGAUGACUUUGAGCACAUCAAGGUAAUAGGUCGGGGUGCCUUUGGAAAAGUCCAACUAGUCCGUCACAAGUACACCAGACAGGUGUACGCUAUGAAGAGGCUGAGCAAGGCCGACUUAAUCAAACGCUCCGACUCGGCGUUCUUCUGGGAAGAACGCCAUAUCAUGGCCCACGCAAAAUCCGAGUGGAUCGUACAGUUACACUUUGCAUUCCAAGAUGCGAAACAUUUGUAUAUGGUGAUGGAUUACAUGCCUGGCGGUGACAUCGUCAACUUGAUGUCAAACUAUGACAUACCCGAAACGUGGGCUAAGUUUUACACGAUGGAGGUGGUGUUAGCAUUAGACAUUAUACACUCUAUGGGUUUCGUUCAUAGAGACGUCAAACCUGAUAAUAUGUUGCUGGAUAAGUACGGCCAUUUGAAGUUGGCCGAUUUCGGCACUUGUAUGAGAAUGGAUGAGGAUGGUCUCGUUAGGUCUAACAACGUGGUUGGCACACCUGAUUAUAUUUCGCCGGAGGUGCUUCAGAGCCAUGGAAAAG
Anoplophora glabripennis (Asian longhorned beetle) is the source of this 579-nucleotide messenger RNA. Its product is annotated as rho-associated protein kinase 1-like. NCBI's taxonomy places the organism in Eukaryota, Metazoa, Arthropoda, Insecta, Coleoptera, Cerambycidae. Gene Ontology annotation, cellular component: cytoskeleton; cytoplasm. Gene Ontology annotation, molecular function: Rho-dependent protein serine/threonine kinase activity; ATP binding. Gene Ontology annotation, biological process: mitotic cytokinesis; Rho protein signal transduction; peptidyl-threonine phosphorylation. The transcript has a single exon. The annotation marks the transcript as partial. The record is from RefSeq and is a predicted model, not a curated record.